CUCGAGGAUGUCGGCUGUUCCCGAGGAGCCACCCGCAGCCAAACUCGGGCCCGUGGAGAUUCAGGGCACAGUGACGGCCGAAGAUGUAGAUGCCAUCAUGGAGGCCACGGGCUGCAAGGUGCCCGCGCGGGGUCGCCCAAGAACUGACGAUGGCACCCGUUACUUGACUGUGGUUGGCCCGGCCAGCAAGGUGGAGGAGGCGCACAGGAUGGCGCGCAUGUACAUCUAUUUGCACGGCUCCAGCGGCGGGCGCAGGAAGCAGCCUGGGCCAGCGCCCCUCUCGCCCGUCGCCCGUCGGGCCCCUGCGCCGCGCCGCGGAGGUCGGAGCUUAAGCCCUCAUGUUCAACAGCCUGCUGACGGAGAUGCGGACUCACAGCCGCUCCAUGUUGAUCUAGCAGCUGACGGGGAUUCGAGGGCGCGACCGCUAAGAGUUGAACGACCUGAUGAAGGAUAUGUGAGCUCAGAACCCUUCAAAGUUGAUAUUCCUUAUGACCGUUUGGCGACUUCGAGGUUUGCUCCUGGCACCUGGUGCCCCAAUGACAACGCAGGUGCCUCUUCGAGUGGCGCGCCGCCCGGCCAGGGCAACAUGGGCGAGCAGGGCGUGCUGGAUGUCGACACUAUCUACCAUCGCGCGUGCACCAUCAAUCCGCACAAGGACGAGGCCACGCGCGCGGAGUACGUCUUGUCAAAGCGUCAGGUUCCACAUGUGCCACAGCCGCAGGAUGAAAAAAAAACGUCGGAAGAAGGUUGCGAUCACGUCUGGCUCCAGGAGGGUUCUGCGCCGAUUCAGGUACCUGCGAGAAACCUGGACGCACGGGUUGGCUGGUUCUUACGUGGUCGCCCUGUAAGCUCCUCCGCUUCGGCCAGCCGCGGGCCGACGCUCGUGUUUUUUGAAGAUUAUUGAAUAGCAGUUCGGCCUAUAUCCGUGCUGCUCGUGCGCUGCGGGCGCUGCUUACUUGGACUUGCGGCUUGCUGCGGGCGCCGCCAUGCAAGUGCAUGCGAAUGCAAUUCGGAGCGUUGCAAGACAGCUUUGCCGGGGGUGAGGCAUAACACUACAUAG
Molecule: messenger RNA, 1060 nt
Organism: Prorocentrum cordatum
Lineage: Eukaryota; Dinophyceae; Prorocentrales; Prorocentraceae
Source: the annotation of a GenBank genome assembly